UUUAAAUUAAUUGACAACUAACCACUUUUUUUAAAGAAUGGAAAAUAGAACAAAUUUUCUGGAUGAAAAAUCUCCACGUAUUUAAUAUUUCACAGCUGUUAAAACUUAAUUUUAAAAGAAAUCGAGAAAAUGUGGGAAGCAGGAGCAAGAUACAAUAAAUAAAAGCCUUCUCUUCAUUCAAAAAUUGAAACAUUUCCUAGUUUUAUAAGAUCAAAAUAUGUCUGGAAUUUACGGAUACAGCCGCGAGGCUGUGAGGGUUAAAGUUAAGUUGCAGAAACACGAGGGAGCAAUUCAGCCAGAAUUUAGAAAGUUUAGUGUUGACCCGCAAAUCACAUCAUUUGAGGUUUUGCAAAGUAUCUUAGGUAAGGCUUUCGAUAUCAAAGGAGAGUUCGCAAUAAGUUAUAAAUUAAACGAUGUUCACGGAAAUGAAUUCUAUAUGCCACUGCUGUCCGACUGGGAAUUAGAUGCCGCAUUUUUAAAAGCUUACAAUUUAUCAUUAGGUAGUAGUUCGGAACCCUGCUUAUGUCUUAAAGUUGAUCUGAAACCCUUCGAAGAGAGCUCCGAUGAUUGGGAACUUCGAAAUAACGUCCAUGUCAUUACGCAAAUACGUAUGGGUACAGCUCAAGAGGCGAAGCCUCCCGCUCCACGUCUACACGGUAUUAUUAAUCAGGUUGGCAAAACUUUAAAUAUGGUGCAGAGGGCCUUUAAUUUUGGCGAUGACAGUGGUACUUCAUUGCAACCGCCUCGUCCUCCACUCUCAGACUCUGAGUUCCGCAAUUAUUUAGAUCCUGUCGGACAGAUAACACACGCAAAGGAGUUGAGAUCUGUUAUUUAUUUUGGAGGAAUUGAUUCUAGUUUAAGAAAAGUGGUCUGGAAACAUAUCUUAAAUGUUUACCCAGAUGGUAUGAGUGGUCGUGAACGUAUGGAUUACAUUAGAAGAAAAGCAUCUGAGUAUAUUGCAUUGCGAGAUACAUGGAAAGCUGCAGUUGCGAGGGGUCCCGUUGUGGGGGAGUUGGCGUACACAACUGGGAUGGUGAAGAAAGAUGUACUGCGAACUGAUAGACAUCACAAGUUCUAUGCAGGUAGUGAUGAUAAUCAAAACAUUGCGUCAUUAUUUAACAUACUAACCACGUACGCAUUAAAUCAUCCUAAGGUUAGUUACUGUCAGGGAAUGAGUGACCUUGCUUCGCCUUUAUUGGUUACUAUGGGCGAUGAAGCGCACGCGUAUAUUUGUUUUUGUGCCCUUAUGUCGAGAUUGAGUACUAAUUUUAUGUUGGACGGUAUCGCCAUGACGCAAAAGUUCACUCAUCUAGCGGAAGGGUUGAUGUAUUAUGAUCCAGAGUUUUAUAAUUACUUAAAGAGUCACCAGGCUGACGAUCUUUUGUUCUGUUACCGGUGGUUGCUGUUGGAAAUGAAACGUGAAUUCGCUUUUGAAGAUUCUUUAAGAAUGCUCGAGGUACUUUGGAGUUCGCUUCCGGCCGAUCCACCAGAUGUGGAACUGAAAUUGUUCGAUACGAAAUUUCAACCACCCAUAUCAACUCCUCCCAUUAGUCCUCUCGUUAAAACUCCGCGUGAGAGCGCUUAUACGAAGGUGUGCGCAUUGAGAAGGCAAAGUUCUUCUAUAUCAUUAGUAAAUUAUUCCGCCAAAAAGCCUUCAGUUAUAAAACGACAAAACCACAGCCUAGACGAAAAUGUAGGUAGAUUAAAAAAUGUUAUAUCGGAUAAUAAGAAGAAGCACCAGAGUUUGGACGACGCGACAAUACAACAAAAACCUAGCAGAAUGAUUAGCGAGCAACACAAACAUAGUCCAAUACUCAAGUCUCCAAGAUCCCCUAAAAACGAUCUUCGACCUAGGUCGAUAUCGCCGCAUGAAUCAAAAUCGGAUUCCGUUGUCUUAAAUAACCACAUUAACUCCCAUAAAAACGCAUUCAAAUUACGCAGUUCCAGCCUUUCGUCUAGCAUGACGAACUUAAUCAAAAACUCAAAGAGAGGGGGACAUUUUAAAGACUUAAAAGAAAAAAUCACAGCGGGCAAGGUCGGUAUUUUUUCGUCAUUAGACAGAUUGGACAUGACAAACUCGAUCAAGGAAGAGAUCGAAACAAAAGAGCAAAACGCGAAACUGGUGAGAAAUUUUAACGAGUUCAUGCACUUUGCGAGCAUAAAUAAAAACAAAAUAUCCGAUAAGUUGAUCAAAUUGGGGGCGUCGACCGAAAGCGGUAUGGACAAGCCGAAAAUCUACCUGACCAAGUCGAGCUUCGACGAUUCGGAAUCGUCGAGCGUCGAUCAUACAUCGACCACUGAAAAAAUUAGGCAAUAUUCUUCGACUUCCAAUAGCUGUGAUGAUACGUUCGAUGAUUGCAGUCCGGAUGACUCGCAGGAGUACUUCCCGUUAACGACGUCGGUAACGAAAGAGUUGAGGAUGGAAAUGGAAAAUUUAGAUAGGCAAGUUUUUGGCGGUAACAUUCAGGAUUGUCUUUUGGAAUCGGAUUCUUCGUGUAGUGAAGCCAGUAGCAAAAUAAAUAUCACAUCCCUAUCUAGAAGUUCGUGUGAUGGUCAUGGAACAGACACAGCAGUUGGCAACGCCGAAACUUCUCCAAUACUAGAAUUAAAUCUUCAACGUAGUGAUAGUAAAUUAUAUAAUAGUUUAACAAAGCGCAUUAGUAAAACAGACAAUGUGUUUCUGUGGGAAAAUCCAUUGCACAAAAGCAGUCCUAAUAUAAGCAUAAAAAACAUUCCUACGCCAGAUGAGCAGUUAGAUAUAGACUACGACAAAGAAGUUGGAGAGGCUCAAAUAGUUCCAAACAAGUCUGCUAAUACUAGCGCUCCAACAGGAGUAAGUGAGAAUACUAUCACGAAAGAGGAGCCUCCAAUAGCUCUUACGAAUUCAUGUGAAGAAGUUACUGAAAAGUCAUCGAGCAUGUUACCUCCCCCUAAUGAAUUUGGCGGCGGCAAUCCAUUCCUUAUGUUUUUGUGUAUCACUGUACUAUUGCAACAUAGGAGCCAAAUUAUCUCGCAGGCCAUGGAUUAUAAUGAAAUGGCAAUGCAUUUCGAUAAAAUGGUAAGAAAGCAUAAUGUAAAUAAAGUACUUAAUCAAGCGAGACAAAUGUACGCCGGCUAUAUUAAGCAACACACAAUGGCUCAACAAAAGAUUAUUUCUUGAAAUACUUAACAAUACUUCACAAUUCUCAUGUGAAGUGCACUAAUUUUAUUUUCUGUGAUAUUCUACUAAGUGUAGUUAAAAGAUCUUUGUCAAGAAUGAGUAUUUGCAUGCACAAUUUCAUAAAUCACCAAAAUCAUUUUCUUUCUAUUGCGAGUUGUUAAUGCUGGUGAGUGUACCACAAAUUUAAAUGAUCUAUUCUCUGCUCUGUCUUCAUUACUGAACUUUUGCAAGGGUGAACAUGUUUUAAUAAUGUUUGUUGCUUCAACUACAUUUUGUGGGCCAUAAUUCUAGUAAGCUGGUUACAAAACGUGUCCACCUUUAUUAUUGAAUAGGGACCACUGGUACAUCAAUGUAGGCACCAUUGCCCUCAACUAGAAUAUACUUGAAAUUGUAAAAUUAGCCGAGCUUGUAUUAAAAAAACAAGAUUUCCAAAAACUUGACUUAGUGUUAGGGUAUGUGUGGCAGUCCAAAUGGAAGACUUUCAAACAAUAAUCAGCAUAGAAAAAACACACAAAUAGAAAUCCAACAGGGAUAAGUUUUGGUGUUCUGAGAAAGCAGGGACGAUAUCUCAGUUAUGAGCUGAAUUAGAUUUUAUACCGGAAAUAACACUUGCGGAGUUCACCACCGCAGGGCGCUGUGCGCAUCCUGGUAAAAUUUCCAUAUAAAAUGUACGAUCCGACGUCGGACUUCUACUUGUGUGGUUAUUCCAUGUCAGAAGUCUAAAGCAAUAAUUGAUAGAUGGAAGUAAAAAUGUUCACCCUGUACAAAAGUGUUUUAAAACAUUUUCCAUAACACCCUCGACAUGUUUUAAUGAAUAUAAAAUUUAGGUUACAAUGUGCCUAAUAAUAUAGACAAAUAUCAUUUUGAAGAACAUUUCAAUUUACAAAAUAAUCUUAAUAAUGUAUUUUGUCUAAAAACUCCUAUAUUUAAUACAGAACGUAAGUUGAAUGUUGCUUCUCAGUGAGAAUGUUCUAUUUGUGUUAAUGUGGGGGUGUCGUUAACGUAAAUUAAGGGCUGUCUGUAGUUAACUAAGUACUGCAAAUCGCAUUUAAUUUUAAAAAGUUGUUUGGUUAUGUUAAGUGUAAAGUGAGAAACUUCUGGUGGGUAUUCCAUUUUGUUACUAUUUAUUGUAUUGCUGAACUUGUAUAGUUAUAGAAAAUAAAUUUUCAGAUUAUA
This is a messenger RNA of Photinus pyralis (common eastern firefly), 4336 nucleotides long. RefSeq lists its product as uncharacterized. Gene Ontology annotation, molecular function: GTPase activator activity. NCBI's taxonomy places the organism in Eukaryota, Metazoa, Arthropoda, Insecta, Coleoptera, Lampyridae. The transcript has 8 exons. Gene Ontology annotation, biological process: activation of GTPase activity; regulation of autophagosome maturation. The coding region runs from base 218 to 3160 and encodes 980 amino acids. The record is from RefSeq and is a predicted model, not a curated record. Gene Ontology annotation, cellular component: autophagosome.